AAAAAUUCAGAAAAGAUAAAAAUCUUAAAAAAUGAUGCGGUCAGCAAACAGUUUGUUAAUGAAAACCUCCCGAAUGGGCAUGAUGCGGGAUGCGAGUGCCCAGGCCAUUCGGAAGGGAUUGACAGGAACAGGAACUACAAUAGUGCAGCAGUCACAACAAUAUCGAUUUGCCCAGGAGGUGAGUCACAUGAGGAAGACAUCAACGUUGCAGUCCAUGAGGGAAUUCUUUAUGCAUCCCUUGACCUGGGAUCGCAAUAAUGGAUAUCUGAAUGUGGUGCUGGCAUUGGCAAUCUUUAGCUUUUGCUUCAUCAACUCGUGUGCGUCAUGUCCCGAGGAAGGACCGCAGGCGCAGUCAAAGAAUGCCGACUAGGAGCAAUAGCUUACCUUGAUUGCAGACACAGACGAGUCCCGAGUUGGUGGAGUGACACUUGGCAUUCAUGUCGCAAAGAGUUGGAUUAUUGAGGCAGUUUUGUUCCUCAAUGCAGACAUAACCAUCGCCAUGGAAUCCGGCAUUACAUUGGCAAGCAUAAUUAGCUGGAUCUCUGUAAGAACAAGACAGAAAUGAAGUCAUCUUGUGGAUCAA
Molecule: messenger RNA, 583 nt
Organism: Drosophila innubila
Lineage: Eukaryota; Metazoa; Arthropoda; Insecta; Diptera; Drosophilidae
Exons: 1
Coding region: 32-370 (112 amino acids)
Source: RefSeq, a predicted model, not a curated record